AUGGUUAAUAUGAAUCUUAUCAAGAUUCACUACUGGCAUCCUAAUCUUAUCAUUCAUUGUAAUAAUGCAUACAAUGACACUCUUGAUGAUCAGAAAUACAUCAUCUAUCAUAAUCUUAAUAAUAAUGGAAUUUAUCAUGCUAAAUUUGUCUUAAUUACUACAUCUAGAAUGCUUAGAUUGAUUAUUAUGUCUACUAACAUUACAAAUCAAUUAAUUCAAAAUUGUUGGAAUGAUUAUUACAUUCUCAAUAUUCCUUUCACAUCUACUCCUUCAACUACAAAAAACACUGAUCUUCUCAACUUAUUCUUUACUACUUAUAACAUUAAUUUAAAAAUGUCUUUAUCAAAUUAUGAUUGGUCUAAUGUUCAUGCUAUUUUAUCAGUGAGUAUUCCUAAUAUUACUUCUCAUACAAAUUGUUGGAAUCAUUUAUUUCCUACUCAACCUCAUGGCUCUUGUAUUGUUCAAACUCCAACUGCUAUGCUUAAUUAUAAUUUAUUGGAUACUCUUGGAUUAGACAAUUCUACCUUUAAUUGUCCAUUUGAUCUUGACUCUCGAAAAAAUUCAGAUAUGUCUUAUUUUCUUAUUAAUAACUUAGAUAAAAAUACUCUCUAUAAAUUAAAUUAUAUUCACUCUUCACUUCCUUAUCACUUUAAACGCUAUUUCAUCCAUACUCUUAAUCCUCUUGCUGAUUGGUUCAUUCUUACUUCGGCUAAUCUUACUUAUUAUGCUUGGGGCUCUAAAUAUUCCCCAUCUAGAAAUGCUGAAUUAGAUGUUCCAUUAUCUAUUGUUGAUGAUAAUAUACCAUCUUUAUCUGAUGAUGUUAUUGUUUUUGCAUUUAAUAGAGAUACUGGAACAACAAACAUUACUUUGAUAGUAGAAGGAGAAAUGUCUCUUCUUAAAUUUAAGGUCAAUGGCAAAGAAUUUGAUAUGAAUAAGAUACAAUUCUAUUGUAAUUGUCUUUUCAAAAAAGACUCUACUUUAAUUUUUAGUAAAACAGAUAUUUUUUAUACAAACAAUCCAGAUAAGUAUAAAGUUUAUAUGAAUGAACCAGUUACAAUUAAAACACAAGAAGGACAAAUAAUAGAAAAUCCAUUUGCUAAUGCUUAUAUGGAAAUAACUUAUACAGAUAAGAGUCAAUUAGAAGAAGUGGAAAAAAAUGGAGAAAAUGUUUAUUCUACUAAACAAGCAUCACUCAUUAAAUUUGACAUGAAUGAAGACAUAGAACUUGAUAAGAUCCUUCAUGUUUAUUCAUUUGGUUUUAUUACUAAUAAAAACAUUACUAUGACAAACAAAAAAAGUAAUAGAAUAGUAGUAUUUUGUGAUACAACUAUAAAUAAUUAUAAGAAGGAGGGAGAUAGUGAAUUUACUAAGAGUAGUGAUACAGACUCUGUUCAAAUAAAUGAUGCAAUGAUAUGUAGUGCAGGAUAUCUUACUGUUAAAAAUCUCAAAUUAAAGAAUUGUACAUUUGAUAUUAGAACAACUACAGAUGAUCAAUCACUAGGAAAUAGUUUAGUAUCAGGUAUGAGCAUAGUAGAUUGUACUUUUCUCACAAAACAGAAAAUAGAGGCAUAUGAGAAUGACUCUAUUUAUAUUAGUGACAAUCUAAAAGCAUUUAAGAGUAAUACAUUUCUAGAAGGAAUUCUCUUAGAUAAUAGACUAAGUCUUGAUAAGGUAGAAGGAAAGUUUCUAAUCAAAGGAGAUGUAAGUACUUAUGAUAACAAUAGUCCUGAUUCACAAUAUGGAUACAUUGAUAUAGUAGAGAAUAAUUCUGAAAACCAACUCAAAGUAGAAAGACGCACACUACAUGAUGAUAUGUCUCCAUAUAACAUAGAUUUAGAUUUAGAGAAAUAUACUCAAGUUGUAUUAGAUGACAUCAACAAAGGAAGUAUGUAUACAAGUAAGUUAUACUCAGACAAGACAUCAUAUCUUCAAUGGUUAUGUGAAUGUCAAACAAAGUGUAUUAAAGGAGUUAUAAUAAUGGAAAAAGAAAGAAGUAAUAUUAAUCAAUUUAUAGAAAAUAAUAAGAAUAAAUAUGAUAUUAUUGUUAGUGAAAUCUCUGUUGAGAACCAAGGUAUUAAUUUACCUUUUAUUGAUUGGAACAGUUAUAAUAAUAUUCAAAGUGCAGCACUACAUUAUACUCGUUCUGAAAAUAAUGAUUUAGAUGAUUCAUACUAUACAAAAUAUGCACAAAUUGCAUUUAUGGGGGAAUUGAUUUCACAUGCACUUAACUCAGAUGACUCUCGUUUUAACUAUUAUAAUACUUUAAUUGAAAUUAAAGAUACAAGUCUAAAAAGUUAUCUUGAUGUAUUAAAAGAUUUAUUAAAUUUAAAUGAACCUCAAGAUAAGAAUAAUUUUUAUUUAAAAGAAUCACUUGUAAAAAAAUGUUUCCCUUCUAACUUUAAAUAUGAUGAAAGUAAAGAUACAAUUACUAACUUAAAGAAUCUUCUAACAGUAAGAGGAAUUCCUGCAUCAAAAUAUAUGGCUGAUAUUUAUCUUCACUAUUUAACAAAUGGAGAUUUUAAGAGUAUAGAUAAAGACACAAAAAUUAUAUUUGCAAAUGGUACUAAAAUGACAUUUAGUGAAUAUAUUGUAAAAAUUAGAAGUGAUCUAGAUAUAGUAUCUGAUGUAAUUGUUGAGAAUGACAUUCAAUAUUUCCAAUCAUGGGAGGAUAUUACAGGAGAUCCACAGUACAGUCCAGUCAGUGCAAAGGCAUCAUUAGAGGAGAUACUCCAAACAAAGGAUAUUAAUGAAAUGAAGAGAUUGUUGAAUGAAUGGCAAUAUAAAUGCAUGUAUUUAUCAUACAAGAAUGGAAGUGUUAUAUUCACAAAAGAUAUUGUAGGAAAUAAUGUUACAUUUAGUCUUAGUAAAGGAGAGGAAACACUCUUUAUUGAUGAUCUACUCAAUAUGACUACAUUUAAGGAUUAUAGUGAUUAUACUAUUAAUGCAGUUGAUUAUAAAAUUCAGAGAAAGAAAGAAAAUAAGGACAUUUACAUUUUGAAUGAUGAAGAUCAGAAUGUUAAGAAUGGAUGGGUUUACACUGACAAAAUCUAUAGACUCAUGAUGAAGUACUUUAAUGGAAGUAGAAUAGAUGACAAACCACCCGAAAGUACAAUGAGUAAUGAAGAGAUGGCUAACAUUAUGACAUUAAUAAGUACAAGAUUAACUACAGAAGAUGAAGAAAAAGAAGGACUUAUUGAGAUUCUAGAUAAGAUAGAAGAAGCAAUGAAUAUUAUUUAUACAAAAGAACAGAAAUAUGAUAGAGAAGAUGUCAAUUAUAGUCAUAAAGAAUAUCAAAAGAUAAGAAAUGGAUUUGAAGAAUGGAGAAACUAUUAUAUUCCUAGUCCAAGUGAGUAUUUCAAAACAGCAGAAAUUAUGAUAUGGAGACCAAUUGAAUUAGAAAUGAAAAGUGUAGAAGAAAUUAGGAAUGAAAAAUAUGAUCCUCAAUAUAUUAUAGAUUAUUACAAUAAUAUAGAAGAGAAGUAUAAAGAAGAAAAGAAAAAGAAAUGGGUUAUUAAUGAACAAGAUGAAAAGAAUGUAGAGGUAAUUAUAUUUGAAGAUGCUAGCGAUAGUGAAUAUGGAGAAAUGAUGAAUGAAAUUCAAGGAGCAAGAAAUAGACUUCAAAGAUAUGAUUCACCUAAUAAAUUAAUUGUUAUAAUGGGAACAAAUUAUGGAGAUAUCUAUAGUGUAUUUGGAAAAGAAGAUCUUAUUAAUGUAGUACCUAUUGAAACAUUCUUUAGAAUUAAAAAUACAAAUGACAUAAUUUAUAUUCCAUAUGAUAAAAGAGAUAGUGAUACAAAUUGGGCAAUAGAUAAAUGGCUCUUUACUAACUUGUAUGACUUUAUCUUUGAGCCUAUGAUGUAUUAUAUCAAUGAUUCAUCUCCAUUUAAAGGAUUACUAGAAAGUAUCAAUGACAUUCGAUACUUAGGAUAUGUUAUGAUUAAGCAGGAAGAAAAGGGAAUGAAUAUUAAAUAA
Entamoeba histolytica HM-1:IMSS is the source of this 3972-nucleotide messenger RNA. RefSeq lists its product as uncharacterized. The record is from RefSeq and is a predicted model, not a curated record. The coding region runs from base 1 to 3972 and encodes 1323 amino acids. Gene Ontology annotation, biological process: double-strand break repair; single strand break repair. The transcript has 2 exons. Gene Ontology annotation, molecular function: single-stranded DNA binding; double-stranded DNA binding; 3'-tyrosyl-DNA phosphodiesterase activity. Lineage: Eukaryota; Evosea; Mastigamoebida; Endamoebidae. Gene Ontology annotation, cellular component: nucleus.